Pleuronectes platessa (European plaice) is the source of this 1846-nucleotide messenger RNA. RefSeq names its product dynein, axonemal, intermediate chain 2b (gene dnai2b). NCBI's taxonomy places the organism in Eukaryota, Metazoa, Chordata, Actinopteri, Pleuronectiformes, Pleuronectidae. The transcript has 12 exons. Bases 1 to 1770 code for a protein of 589 amino acids. Gene Ontology annotation, biological process: outer dynein arm assembly; cilium movement. Gene Ontology annotation, molecular function: dynein heavy chain binding; dynein light chain binding. Gene Ontology annotation, cellular component: outer dynein arm. The record is from RefSeq and is a predicted model, not a curated record.
AUGGAGAUCGUCCACGUCUACACGAAGCUCCGCGGGGAGCUCGGCCGCCAGUGUCUGUUCUCGGACCGGCCUGCUGAGCUGCUGGUGGACGUGCUCCCGGACCCGAGUCUGGGUCAGGAGUUCAUCCUGAAAACCCCCAGAGAGCAGGCCCAGCAGGUGGGCUGCGACAUGUCCGAGCACCAGGUGAACACGGAGCGCUUUGAGUCCAACAGCUGUGGGAUUAACCAUGUGGAGGGGGGCUGGCCCAAAGAUGUCAACCCUGAGGAGAUGGAGCAAACCAUCCGUUUCAGGAAGAAGGUGGAAAAAGAUGAGGGCUACAGCAACAGCGUCCUGCAGCUGGCCAGUGUAAUGGAGCACUGCAUCAGACAGAACAAUGCUGUGGACAUCUACCAGGAGUACCUGGAGGACGAGGAGGAGGAGGAGGAAAUUCAAGAGCCACCCUCCGCCAAGACCAUCAAUGUUUUUAGAGAUCCUAAUGAGGUGAAACGUACCAUUACUGGUCUGUCAUGGCAUCCGGACAGCGGCAGAAAGCUGGCGGCCGCCUACUCCUGCCUCGAGUUCCAGAAAACUUCCAAAGACAUGAGCCUGGACUCCUACAUCUGGGACAUUGAGAACCCAAACAGACCAGAGAUGACACUCAAGCCGACAUCUCCACUUAUCUGUCUGGAUUAUAAUCCCAAAGAUUCACACACUCUGGUAGGAGGCAGCUUCAAUGGGCAGAUCGCUUACUGGGACACCCGGAGAGGCAGCCAGCCUGUGGAGUUUUCCUCUGUGGAGCAGAGUCACAGGGACCCGGUCUACAAAGUUGUCUGGCUGCAGUCCAAGACUGGAACUGAUGCAUUUUCUGCCUCCACGGAUGGACAGGUUCUGUGGUGGGAUGUUCGCAAGUUGAGUGAACCCACAGAGCGUCUGGUUCUGGACCUGGGCAGGGAGGGGAACCUAAAUCGGGCUUUAGGAGCCAUCUCACUGGAAUUUGAAGCCACCAUGCCCACUAAGUUCAUGGUGGGGACAGAGCAGGGUAUCGUCGUAUCCUGUAACAGGAAGGCAAAGACACCGGCGGAGAAAAUUGUUUGUACGUACGAUGGUCACCACGGACCCAUCUACGCCCUGCAGAGGAAUCCCUUCUUUCCCAAAAACUUCCUCACCGUGGGGGACUGGACGGCCCGAAUCUGGUCUGAGGACAUCAAGGAAUCAUCCAUCAUGUGGACCAAAUAUCAGAUGUCGUUCCUGACAGAUGCCUGCUGGAGUCCAGUCAGACCCUCUGUCUUCUUCACAGUAAAGAUGGACGGUGUCUUAGACGUCUGGGACAUCCUUUUCAAACAGAACGACCCCACACUCAGUCUCAAGGUGUCUGACAAGGCUCUGAACAGCCUCUGCAUUCAGGAUAACGGGCGCUUGGUGGCGUGUGGUUCUCAGCAGGGCGAAGCCACGCUGCUAGAAAUCUGCUCUGGACUGUCGACGCUCCAGAAGAACGAGAAGAAUCUGCUGGCUGCUAUGUUUGAGCGUGAGACAAAGCGAGAAAAGAUCCUGGAGGCUCGGCAGAGAGAGAUUCGCCUGAAGGAGAGGAGUCGAUCGGAGCAGAGCAAAGAGGAGGAAGGAGGUCAGGAGGAGGGAGAGGAGAGUCCUGAUCAACUGAUCGUCAGAGCCGAGAACGACUUCUACAGCAUGGUGGAGAUGGAGCAGAGGAGGAGGAAGGAGAGGGAGGACGAAUCAAACCAGGAGAAAGACGUCUGUGAAGAAAAAGAAGUGAAAGACGAGGCAGAAACUUAAUAUAAACAUGUUUCUCUCCAAAAAUGUAUUGUGUUUCAAGUGAAUGUUGUAAUAAAAUGAGUGUUUUCAGUUUUCA